Fusarium odoratissimum NRRL 54006 is the source of this 4981-nucleotide messenger RNA. RefSeq names its product 1-phosphatidylinositol-4-phosphate 5-kinase. NCBI's taxonomy places the organism in Eukaryota, Fungi, Ascomycota, Sordariomycetes, Hypocreales, Nectriaceae. Gene Ontology annotation, biological process: phosphatidylinositol metabolic process. The record is from RefSeq and is a predicted model, not a curated record. Gene Ontology annotation, molecular function: phosphatidylinositol kinase activity. The transcript is spliced from 2 exons. Bases 689 to 3589 code for a protein of 966 amino acids.
CAGAGAGACGCCUCAUUUCCAGUUUUAGGUACAGGCCAGGCAAGGCAGGAAGGAGCUGCUGCAACUGCUACUGCUGAAAGAAAGAAAGAGCCCAGGCCCCGUCACUUUUUCCCGCCCGGAUUUCUCCCAGCCUCACCACCACCAACAACACUACACCAUCCUCCGUCUCUCUUCUCCGUCUCCGUCGCUCACCUCACCUCACACCCAGAAAUCGAUCUAAUUCGACAGCACAUUAAUUGGGAAUUCGAUAUACGAAACCUCUUCCCAUCGCAAUCAUCUUCAUAUAACUCCGUAGCCCAUUUAAUCUACAGCUUCAACUUCGCCUGGGCUUUCGCUUCCCCCCUCGACUUUUCACCCCAGCGCGGUGUCCCUGCCCUGCCCAUUGGUCGACCCGCCAAGCAUCCCCCCGUGCGCCCAGCCAGCAAGGCCCUCGAACCAAUUUCCCUCUCUCUCGUCUCUACCGCCCAUUGUUCCACCAGCAACGUUAAUACUCAACCCAGAGUUAGUGAGAGCGAACCACUGCGACAGGAAGACAAGUGAUUGCAGAGCCCGACGACGUCUCGACGAUAUUAUCACAUCCACAAACCCCGAUUUAGGCUCGAAAUAGCAUCACUUCACCCAGUAGCAUCUACCGCGUCAGCACUCGCUGGUCUUGGCCUCCAGCGAGUUCUUCACAUCCCCGCUCGAAAUGCCAUCGUUUCUCUCCGAUCAGGACAAUUCGACAAUCUUUAGCAAUAACCCCGACAUCCUCAACCUUGAUCCCACGAACCAGUUCGGUUUCGUCAACAAGGAGAGGGUGAAUGGGGGUUCUAUCCGCCACACCCGAUCCGACACAAUCAAUGAGAGCUUUGACGAGAGCUCCGUUUCCUCUACACACGCGUCCGACGUCUCCGACUCAACACCAGCGCCUAUGAAUGGCAACAGUAACAGCACGCGGCCUACGAGCAUGAGCUCUAAUUCUAACGGCAUGUCCGCUACGGCUACUCACACCCAACAAGACGAUGUAAACGGAGUCGGAAAGUUUGGGCAGCAGCCCAUGCCUAAUGGCACAGCGAACCUAGUCGACCGUACACGCCAGCACUCAUCCGAUACCAAUGGCAUCAAUUCCAAUACAGCCUCUACCAAUAAUCAUCAACAUAACAACAUACUAUCAAAGCCCUUACCUUCGGAACCCCAAACGACAGAGGGAGCUCCCGAGAAGCCCCCAAGCAGGAGCUUUGAUGGAAACCAUACACUCUCACUUUCUCCUUUCCCUGUAGAGCCGCGCGGUUCUCAGUCACAAACUGCUCUCUCGGCGAAUAAUAAUACGAACACCGAUGCGGCGCAGGCACUGCACCCUCGCACAAAUGGCACACAUCGGUUGUCAUCACCACCAAUUUAUAACCCGUCAAGUGCAGCAGCCUCAUCAACAGGACAUUUACAAGCGCCCCCUGGUCUCAAGCAACGACAUACCCUCGAUGUACCAAAAUACGUUCCGGGGCGCGGUUCAAAAGACGGAAUGGAUACAGCCCAAGCUAGUGGCCGCUUCUCCCCUACUAAUGCUGGAAGUUCAAGUGGUCGACGACCCUCUUUGAGUAUGGGUAGAAGGCCAACUCGAUCAAUGCAGUCAGAUGGACCACGGGACGAGAUUGUACCAGAUGAGGAUGCUCUUCGCUGGGCAGAGGCAUUGCGACAAAAGAGAGCUAGCAAGAGGAGGAGAAAGGAGGAGGAGGAUGACGAUCGCGUUCUUGUCGGUACCAAGGUCGAUGAGAAUCACGCCAACUGGGAGACCGCCUACAACAUGCUUACAGGUAUUCGUGUUUCGGUUUCGAGAACGAAUGCCAAGCUCGACCGAGAGUUGACAGAUGCCGAUUUUGAGACUAAGCAGAAGUCGACGUUUGACAUCGCCGGUAAUGAGCUGGUGCCGUCUGCCAAGUACGAUUUCAAGUUCAAGGACUACGCUCCUUGGGUCUUCCGCCGCCUCCGAGCUCUCUUCCGCCUGGACCCUGCUGAUUAUCUGAUGUCGCUCACGGGCAAGUAUAUCCUAUCUGAGCUGGGAUCACCGGGCAAGAGUGGAAGUUUCUUUUACUUCUCCCGGGAUUAUAAGUAUAUCAUCAAGACCAUCCACCAUGCUGAACAUAAGUUUCUCCGUAAGAUUCUUAAGGAAUAUUACCAGCACGUCAAAGACAACCCCAAUAUGCUUCUUUCGCAGUUUUACGGCCUUCACCGAGUCAAGAUGCCAUAUGGAAAGAAGAUUCACUUUGUUGUGAUGAACAACCUCUUCCCCCCACACCGGGAUAUUCACACCACUUUCGAUCUGAAGGGCUCUACCAUCGGUCGAGACUAUAGGGAAGAAGAUUUGGAGAAAAACCCAAGGGCGACCCUGAAGGAUCUCAACUGGCUGAGGCGACAGCGGAGCCUCGAGUUGGGUAUCCAGAAGAAGCGCAUGUUUCUUGAGCAACUACAACGGGAUGUUGCUCUCCUGAAGAGACUUAAGAUCAUGGACUACUCACUACUAGUUGGCAUACAUGAUGUCUCUCGAGGGAAUGAAGAAAACCUUCGUGACAAGACACUGCAAGUUUUCAACCCCGGUGGUGAGAAGUCCCCCGACGACGAGCCCAACUCGGUCCUCCUUCGCACACCAUCCAAAUUGGAGAACCAACGUAAGGCUAGGGAACUGAGACAGAUGAUUCGCCAGGAGCGACCAGUACCUAUGGGCCAGUCAGCAAACAAGAUGCCUGAUGAGUUGCAAGAAGGCCAGCAUCGACCUGGAUGGGUCUUUGGUCAGGACGAUGGUGGAUUCAGGGCAACCCAUGAAGAUAAUACUCCAGGGGAUGAGAUUUACUAUCUCGGAGUCAUCGACUGUCUCACUCACUAUGGAAUUAUCAAAAAGAUUGAGCACUUCUGGAAGGGCUUAUCAAGUGACAAGACACAAAUUUCAGCACUACCACCUGACCAGUAUGGUGACCGGUUCUACCAUUUCAUCGAGGGUGUCACCAUGUCCACCGAAGAGGCUCACAGGGAGGCCGAGAGGAGACACCAGGAAAUGAUUGAAGCUCAACGUUCAGAAAACAGAGUGUCAAGCUGGAAUUCUCGGCGCAGGUCGUCUCAGGCCGUUCCACCGAUGCCAACCCAUUUACCACCUCCACCACCUGGCCCACGAUCUCCGGAAGCUCAGGAAACGCUCGAACGGGCUAAUAAGGAGGCCGAGCGCUCUGAGAGGCAUGGAUAUACCGAGAACCAGGUUCCAGACCGAGUCUUGACUACCGGCACUUCUAGGGACAAUCGCGACUCUUUGCAGCAUGAGCCUAUCUUGCCCGUCGUGCAGGAGGCAGGUGAAAAUGGCCGUGACGACACCGAGGCCAGGCCUCUGAGAUCCUCUAAAGACCUCAACAAGAGCCUCCCUCCGACGAGAGCACCGCCCCCAACUCCUCCCAAGUCAGGAUAUGCCGGACCCGGAAGCGCAGAUAGUGGCUAUGCAGGUCUCAGCAAUGGCACAGGUCCCGCCAAUCAAGGACAGAGAGUGAGCAUUGAUAGUCUCAAUAAAGAGCUGCCGCCAUUACCGAGGAAGGAUGGGACAGACGACAAUGGAGUACGACUGGUAGCUUAGGUUGCGACCAAGGUCAAACCAAGGAAUCACUUCCGGGUUUGUCGAGGAGGACAAAAGAUGGAUUCACGAUUAAGAAAGCGAACGACGCAGAUACAUACACAAGGUUGACGAGCGACGGAACCAUCGCCAACCACCAAUGAUGCAUUAGAAAAGCGAGACACCUGGCGACACCCCCUUAUUCAUAUUCAUAUCAUAUUCUUAUGCUGGACCAUUCCUUGACCAGCCGCGCACUAUUUCCUUAUUGUUAUUCUGUCAAUCAACAUUUUUGGCAUACUGGACUCGGCCUCGGCCUAUGAAAGCAAGUUUCUAUUUCAGACACAUUUUCCUUUGUCAGCGACGAAGCAGAGAAGCACUCGGAAAAGUGGUGGGUGAGCCGUAUCGCCAGGUUGAAGCGCGGUCGGUGCCUCGGGAGCGAGUGCAGAUAUGGUUCCUUUUAUCAAAAAAGAAGAAGACAUGGAUGAUACCACCACGCUUAGCACGCUACAGUCUGUUUUUUUUUUAUUCACUUUUCUUCUGGUCGUUAAUCAAAUCUUUGUUGACUGGCCCCUUUUCACAUGAUACUUCGUUUUUGUCAUAUACUUAUUGUACUCUCUUGGUUUCUCAUCAGCUGGCAGGGCUUGCACAGGCAGCGGCUUAGGUAGUAGGAAUAGAUAGAAAUGGUAGGAUAAAGAUUUGAGUUAGCUCAUUGGGAGGAGUGGGUGCGGCGUGUGAUGUGAAGGUGGUACAGCGAGUGCAAUUGCAGCUGUGAUUGUACCUUUUGGGGUGUGAGUUGGUGAUAUUGUGGUAGUUUACAAUGAUAUAAUACAAAUAUGUAAAACAAGUAAUGGCCUUUUGUGAAGCCUUUUCCGUGUCCGUUGUCUCAUUCAUCCAUCAUCUUGUUCCUCCAAUCCCGUUACUUCUUCUGAUCCAACAUGGCCUGGAUAUCGCCUACACCCUUGCCCUUCUCCCCAGCACCACCCUCUGGCGCAAAACUCGUCGUAACCGUCAUCUCCUGUGCACCCUGUGCCCUCAACUCAUCCAGGCGUCGCUUCUUCUGGAUAUCCGCAACCCUCCACUGCUUGAAGUACUUGACCCAAGCAGCUGCACAGUCCCUCUCAAAAUCCGCCGUCUCAACUGGACAAGCCUUCUUUGUCGCUGAUGGAUCCUUGGCGGCGUCGACGAUGUUGUGGGCGUCUAGACAGUUGAAGUAGGCAUCGCGGGCGGCCCAGCAGAUCUUGCGCUCUUGACGGUUUGGUAUCGCGUCGCCGGAUCGAAUGGCGUCUGCGCGGGAUUCGCUUGAGAAUGGCCAGAAACCCAUUGCGUGUUUGUAUUUUUGUGGUUUUUAUGUGAGAGAGUUAAUUGGUGAUGGUGAUGAGGGCGGGACACACGGGUACAAAAUCUCAUGAGCCGUGU